Triticum dicoccoides is the source of this 3540-nucleotide messenger RNA. RefSeq names its product homeobox-leucine zipper protein ROC7-like. Gene Ontology annotation, biological process: regulation of DNA-templated transcription. NCBI's taxonomy places the organism in Eukaryota, Viridiplantae, Streptophyta, Magnoliopsida, Poales, Poaceae. The transcript is spliced from 5 exons. Gene Ontology annotation, molecular function: lipid binding; DNA-binding transcription factor activity, RNA polymerase II-specific; DNA binding. The coding region runs from base 395 to 2785 and encodes 796 amino acids. The record is from RefSeq and is a predicted model, not a curated record.
AUUCAAUACGCGCACCCUCCCCUCCCCUCCGUCUCCAUCCAUCCUCCUCUCUUCCCCUCCCUUCCCCGGCCUUCCUCGCUUCCCCUUCCUCCCCGAUCCACUCGUCUCCCGCACCGCCUUCCGCCGACCAGAGCUUCCUCGGCCUGCUCGCUCGCUCGCGGUGGUGAAUCGACCGACGAAGCGCGUAGCUAGCUGCUGAUUUACUCCGUGCGUGGCGGCGGCGGAGGUAUCACAUAGAUCUGAGCUCGGGAAUCGCUCGACGGAUCGACAAAGUGCGUAGCCAGCUAGCUUCGAUCCGCGCGCUGCUGCAUGCGAGUCGCACGAGCCGUUGCAUGGUGCGGGUGGGUUCCUGCCUAGGGUUUCCGCGUCGCUGAAUAAGGAGAUCAGAAGUGGCAUGCCCGGAGGGAUGAUGAUCCCAGGACGCAACAUGAUUGGCCGGAGCAACGGCGCCGGCGUCGCCUACGCCUCCUCCUCCUCCUCCGCACUCUCCCUCGGCCAGAACUUGAUGGAUGGGAUGCACCACCACCAGCUCCCAGCAAUGCUGCAGCACCAGAUGGUUGAUCACCAUCUUCUUCUUCCCCAGCACCACCACCACCCCCACCAGCAGGCGGCCACGAGCGAGAGCGAUGCCCGUGGCCCCCACGGAAGGGGCAACAACAACAGCAGCAACAACAACGAAGAGCUGGAGAUGAGCAAGUCAGGUACGGGAAGCGACAACAACCUCGACGGCGGGGAAGGCGGCGGCGGGGAGGACGAUGAGCAAGAGGACCCGGCCGGGCAGCAUCCCCGGAAGAAGAAGCGCUACCACCGUCACACCCAGCACCAGAUCCAGGAGCUUGAGGCCUUCUUCAAGGAGUGCCCCCACCCCGACGACAAGCAGCGCAAGGAGCUCAGCCGCAGCCUCUCCCUCGAGCCCCUCCAGGUCAAGUUCUGGUUCCAGAACAAGCGCACCCAGAUCAAGACGCAGCACGAGAGGCAGGAGAACACGGCACUCAGGACGGAGAACGAGAAGCUGAGGGCGGAGAACAUGAGGUACAAGGAAGCGCUGGCCAACGCGUCGUGCCCAAACUGCGGCGGCCCGGCGGCCAUCGGGGAGAUGUCCUUCGACGAGCACCACCUGCGCGUCGAGAACGCGCGCCUCCGCGACGAGAUCGACAGGAUCUCCGCCAUCGCCGCCAAGUACGUCGGCGGCAAGCCCGGCGCCGGGGUGGCUGUAGCCUCCGCUGCCUACCCGCCACUGCCACCGCAGUCUUCCGGCCGCUCUGCGCUCGACCACCUGGGCAUGCCCAGCAUGUUUGGAGGUGCUGAGUUCGAUAAGCCGAUGGUGAUCGAGCUGGCCGUGGCUGCCAUGGAGGAGCUGGUCCGGAUGGCGCAGCUCGGGGAGCCUCUCUGGGUGCCAUCCCUCGAUGGCGAGGCGCUCGGCGAAGAGGAGUAUGCUCGCGCCUUCCCACGGGGUGCACUCGGCCCCAAGUCGCCGGAGCUCCGGUCGGAGGCGUCGCGGGAGACGGACGUUGUCAUCAUGAACCACGUCAGCCUCGUCGAGAUGCUCAUGGACGUGCGUCAGUGGUCGGCGCUCUUCUCGAGCAUCGUAUCCCGGGCGGCCACGCUUGACGUGCUCUCCACCGGCGUCGCCGGCAAUCACGACGGCGCGCUGCAGCUCAUGUCCGCCGAAUUUCAGAUGCCAUCGCCGCUGGUGCCGACGCGGGACACCCAGUUCCUGCGCUACUGCAAGCAGCAUCCGGGCGGCGCAUGGGCCGUCGUCGACGUCUCCCUCGACGGUCUCCGUUCCGCUGCGCGGGUGGGCGGGCACUUUCGCCGCCGCGCCUCCGGCUGCCUCAUCCAGGAGAUGCCCAACGGCUACUCCAAGGUGACGUGGGUGGAGCACGUCGAGGCCGGUGACGAUGCCAUGGUACACGAUCUGUACAGGCCCCUGGUGAACUCUGGGCUGGCAUUCGGCGCGCGGCGGUGGACGUCGACGCUGAAGCGGCAGUGCGAGAGGCUGGCGAGCGCUAUGGCCACCGUGCCCUCCUCAGGCGGCGACGUGAUCACGACGGCGGAGGGGCGGAGGAGCAUGCUGAAGCUGGCGGAGAGGAUGACGGCGAGCUUCUGCGGCGGGGUGACUGCGUCGACUACGCACCAGUGGACGACGCUCUCUGGCAGUGGCGCGGAGGACGUGCGCGUGAUGACCCGCAAGAGCGUCGACGACCCCGGCCGCCCGCCGGGUAUCAUCCUCAACGCCGCCACCUCCUUCUGGCUCCCCGUCCCGCCCUCCCGCGUCUUCGGCUUCCUGCGCGACGACUCCACCCGCAGCGAAUGGGACAUCCUCUCCAAUGGCGGCGUCGUCCAGGAGAUGGCCCACAUCGCCAACGGCAGCCACCACGGCAACGCCGUCUCACUCCUCCGCGUCAACAACGCGAACUCGAACCAGAGCAACAUGCUGAUCCUGCAGGAAUGCUGCACGGACGCGACGGGGUCGUAUGUGGUGUACGCGCCGGUGGACGUGGUGGCCAUGAACGUGGUGCUCAACGGCGGGGACCCGGACUACGUGGCGCUGCUGCCGUCCGGGUUCGCCAUCCUUCCUGACGGGCCGGCCGGGGCGCCGGAUGCCGGCGGCUCGCUCCUCACUGUCGCCUUCCAGAUCCUCGUCGACUCCGUGCCCACAGCCAAGCUCUCGCUGGGAUCCGUCGCCACCGUCAACAGCCUCAUUGCCUGCACCGUCGACCGCAUCAAGGCCGCCGUCGUCGUCAGCCCCGGGGACAACGCCGGCGCCGCCACCAACCGGUGACCGCCAUCGAUCCAUCGUACGCAAUGGAGAUCAAGAGGGGCCAAGAGCGGGUCCGGAGGUUUAGCAAUGUGGGAAGUCAAGAACGCACCGCAGACUCUCCUUGCCAAGUGUUGUUUGCAUUGCAUGCAUAAUCCCCUUUCUUUCUUCUUCCCAUGCAUAAUCCCCUUUCUUUCUUCUUCCCAUGCAUAAUCCAAUCACCACCACCACCACCACCACCACCACCAGCACAACACCAUCAUAUAUCGCAAGAUGAAGGGACCAACCAUGGAGGAACACAACCUAGGUCCUAUGAUCAUGGCUGCAGAUAGAUGCACGCAUUGACAUGUCAUAGGCUCUGAGUUGUGUUUCUUAGUUAACUAAUCCCAGCUCAUCUACACAUUUACAUGUUCGUGUUUGCUUCAUAGUAGACUAAGCACAAACCCUUUAUCUUAAUUACGUUAUCAUUUGCAUGCCAUGACAAAUUCAGAAGCACGCAAGCAGGCAACACUUUGCAAGGGCGGUUGGUUCGGGUAUUGACUUCUCUUUUAGUUUUCUGUCUCUGGGCUGCCAGUCCCUCUCCAGAAUGAUCGUCCAGGAUUAAUGUGCCAUCAGCUAGACUUUAGUUUGGUUAAUUACAUUGCCAUGUGUUUUGUUGUGUAGUGCUCCAUCCAUCUCUGCAUGGAGGGGUCGUCUCUUUAAACUAGACUUUCCUAAGUUUGUGUAUUACGUUUGGAACUGUUUAAUUUGGACCUACUUUUUGCAUCCAUCCAUUUCAA